AUGCUCGCUGCGGACAGUGUCGCUGGACGGUCCCAAGGCGCGAGGCGCUGGGGCCGCGGUGGCAGCUUCCUCAUCUUUGAGGCUGGGCGGAAGCGGCCAACCCAUCGGGGGCGCGUCCGGCAAUGUCGGCCGCGGGCAUUGUUGAAGCCGGCACCAGAUGUGCCUGUGAGUUGGGGGCAGGACACAGUCGAGGUUUGGAUAAAGGUGCCAAUUGAGGAGGGCAUCAGAGGUCGAGACGUCAAUUUUGAGCUGCACCCCACCAGAAUGAAGCUGGAGGCUGCGGGGAAGACCAUGCUGCAAGGGAACUUCAGCGAAGCUGGGAAAAUCAACUUGGACGGCAGCUUCUGGGACAUCGAAGAGGCGGAUGGGCAGCGAGUGAUCAUGAUCACGCUGGAGAAGAAAACGAUGGGCUACAACAGCUGGAAGCUGCUGCUGGAGUCGGAGCGUAUCGACAUGUCCGUCACCAGCUGGGUGUUCCUUGACAUAGAAAUGGAUGGGGAGGCUGCCGGCAAGAUCGUCAUCGGAUUGUUUGGAAAAGAGGUCCCCAAGACGACUGAGAACUUCAGGCGUCUCUGCACAGGAGAGAAGAAGUCAGAUGCAGGGGCGACCUUGCACUACAAGGGAAACGAGUUUUUCUACAUCCUGAAAGGAAAGACUGCGGAGGCGGGGGGCAUCGACAAAGAUGGCGAACCCCAGAAUGAGUCCACAUACGGAGGCUUCUUCGAGGACGAGAGCUUCCGGUUGGAGCACAACGCUGCGGGCCUGGUGGGGAUGUGCAGCAGUGGGCCCAACACCAACGGCUCCCAUUUCUACAUCACCUUGGGCGCGCUGCCAGAAUACAACGGAAAGAGCGUCGUCUUCGGCCGCGUGGAGCGCGGCAUGGAUGUGGUCCGGCGCAUCGAGAGCUGCGGCUCGGCCAUCGGCGAGCCGAAAAGCCAAAUCGUCAUAUCCGACUGCGGAGAGGUCCAGGAAUCCGAGCUGGAGGGCCUGGAGCGGGAGGAGCGGAAGCGGAGGAUACUCGCGCCCCUGGGGGAGGAAGGCGCAGAGGCAGAUGAAGAGUAG
Messenger RNA from Ostreobium quekettii, 1062 nucleotides. NCBI's taxonomy places the organism in Eukaryota, Viridiplantae, Chlorophyta, Ulvophyceae, Bryopsidales, Ostreobiaceae. The record is from the annotation of a GenBank genome assembly.